This is a messenger RNA of Rhodotorula graminis WP1, 1679 nucleotides long. RefSeq lists its product as uncharacterized. The coding region runs from base 1 to 1602 and encodes 533 amino acids. The transcript is spliced from 5 exons. Lineage: Eukaryota; Fungi; Basidiomycota; Microbotryomycetes; Sporidiobolales; Sporidiobolaceae. The record is from RefSeq and is a predicted model, not a curated record.
AUGCUCGCCCUGCCCGUGUCGCCGCUCCUCGCAGGCUCGACCUCGACCUCGACGCGCCGACCGUGGCAGCGCUUCACCAAGGACGACCGUGGCCUCGUCGCAGCGGUCGUCGCUGUCGUGCUCCUCAUCUUUAUCGCGUCGGCCUCGCGCCACCCUGCCGUCGCGACGGUCGCCACAGCCGCGACCGCCUCCCUCGGCCGCCUGCCCGACAGCCUCAAGGCGGCACUGCAGCAGCACGGCCAACGCCCAGUCGUGUGGGCCUCGACGCAGCACGGCCUCGUGCAGAAGUUCUUCGACGCGCCGUUCGACGAGCACCGCGCGACCUUCAUCCACGCCGUCGUCCGGAGCGAGAACGACACGUACCGCCGCGAGGACGCCGAGUGGGAUCGCUACGUGUCCGUCCCUGUCCAUGUCGAGAAGCUCCCGUGGUACAACCCGGCGCACCAGAUCAAGUCGACGCCGACGGACUUUGUCUCGCACAUCGAGUGCAGCCACGCCUUUCUCGGCAAGGUGUACGACACGCGCGCGUUCGAGUCGCACGUCGGCUGGGUCUCGUUUGUCGGCUGCCCGCUCCCUCGCGAGCUCGACGCCGUCCUCGACGCCAAUCCGCGCAAGCUCCUCGAGACGACGAUCAAGUGGGUCUACAAGGAGGACAAGGGCUCCUUCAGCAAGACGCUCACGCUCAAGGCGCACCACCCCGAGGCCGAGAGCGAGUUCGGCAUCUGCCUGUCGCCCAUCUGGGGCCACCUCGACGCUCGUGCGACCCUCGAGUGGCGCGAGAACAUGCGCCUGCUCGGCGUCAAGACGGUCCACUGGCACGCGCGCGCGGCCGUCGUCGGCGACUGGGUCGAGCGGUACAACUACGUGACGGGCUCGAGCGACACGUUCAUGUACGCGCCGCCGAUGAGCCUCGAGACGUACGGCCACCGCAACAACAUGGCCGACAACGGGCUUUACGGCGACCAGAUCGUCUACUACAUCUCGUGCAAGUUCCGCUCGCACCAGAAGAACCCGACGCGCUGGCUCGCCCACCUCGACCGCGACGAGGACUUCAUGCCCAAAGUCUUUCCCUCGGCCGCUCUCGCCGCCGCCGACUCGCUCGCCCAGCUCUCGAGCACCCUUCCCGAGCACUUUGCGUCGCUCCCCGAUGAUCUCGGCACGGCGUGCUACGGCAAGAGCUACCACGCCGGCCUGGUCGACGUCUCGAGCCACGUGUCGCCCAAGGUCGCCCACACGCAGCCGCUCGAGCUCGCCUACUACGACCAGGUGAGCGAGCCGUCGCCGAGCGUCAAGUGCAUGCACCGCAUCAAUGCGUACGAGGUCGCCAGCGUUCACUAUGGCGAGCGCUGGUUCCCCGGGUUCCGCUCCGAGCGCUUCGAGAACGGCACCGAGUGGAUGAGCGACGCCGUCCCCUUUCGGUUCCUCCACCAGCUCCCUCGGAACGGGCGCCUCACCCUGCCGGACAACUACACGGCGCCCUACGUGCGCGACGACCUCGAGGCGUACCUCGCGCUCCUGUGGGAGACGAGGGAGGAGACGUGGGACAAGCUCGAGUGGGUGUGCGACCAGAUCCCGUGCCGCUUCGAGGCGGAUGAGGCGUGAGCGAGCGAGCGAGCGAGCGAGGGCGGUCGAGCGGGUUUGAGUAGAUCUGACUCUCGAGUGCUCUUCAUUAUCUUCCU